Molecule: messenger RNA, 1857 nt
Organism: Anopheles cruzii
Lineage: Eukaryota; Metazoa; Arthropoda; Insecta; Diptera; Culicidae
Product: ribosomal L1 domain-containing protein CG13096-like
Exons: 2
Coding region: 1-1839 (612 amino acids)
Source: RefSeq, a predicted model, not a curated record
AUGAAGGUAAAGGCGAAUAAAACUCCAAAACCAGCCACUAAAGCAGUGGCGAACAUAAAAAAAGACAAAACGGGCGUAGUAAAAGCGAAGCAAUCGAAAAAGAAGGAGCUGAACAAGUCGAUUGUGAAGUCGGUCGUGAAGGCAGAAGCUCCUGUGGCCGCUCCGCUUACGUUCGCCGAGAAGAAGGUUCUGUCCGUGAAGCGUAAAGCGAACCCGUCGAAAAAGUCUCCAGAAUCCCCGAAGCCCGCAGUUGUUACGAAACCCAAAAACAAAGCUCGCAAUGGCGAAGAUUCGGUGGCAAAACCAGCGAAAAAGUCGCUCGAAAUCCCAAAACCGUUACCGGUUACGGCCGAAACCAGUAAGGGAAAGAAGCAGGCUAAAGGUGCAGCGCAGAAAAAGGGACCGUUGACCAAAACAUUGAAUGAAACUGCGAAGCCAGUGGUAACACCAACCAAGAAGACUAAGAAAGGCCAGAAAGCCAAGGAAGCCAAGAAAGCCAAGAAAGCAGCAGCAGCCAAACAAGAGCUGCUACCUCCGCUAAGUAAGCCUCCGAAGAAGGGCACAAACGCUGAUCCACAGAAGAAUGAAAAGAAAAAGAAAGGAAACAAGCCCCUCAUUCCGCGGCUACCAGAGCGCUCCGUAGGACAGGGCGAAGUGCCCACAGAAGCGACUCCCGAAACGUUGGCUCUCGUGCCGAAGGAGCUUGUAUCGCGUUCCUCCUUUGGACAGGUUCUGAAGGAACUAAAAAAGCGUGCAGCAAAAGAUGAAAAGGUUAAACUGUUUGGUGACGAUGUUCGCUUCGCUCUGCAAAUUGCGUGUGUAAAGAUUCCCGAGUAUCCGUCCCGGAACUGUCGGAUGCUGUUACCACACCCGAUCCUGUCCAAGGAGGAUGAGGUGUGCUUGAUCGUGAAGGAUCUGGAGCGUGGCCGGAAGUACGAUUACGAGAACACACUCUACCACUGGCAAGAUAAGCUGGCCGAGGCAGGGGUUACGAAUGUUGCCCAGAUCAUACCGUUUCAGCAGCUGAAGCAAGAUUAUCGAGAGUUCGAGUUACGGUUGAAAUUGGUGCACCGUUUCGAUCGGUUCCUCGUCGAUGCUCGCAUCGCUGGCCACGUGUUUUCUAAGUUGGGAGCACACUUUAUUCGGCGUAAGAAAAAUCCCACCUCCGUGGUUCUCACCAACGACGACAAGAUUGCCGAAAACAUCGAAAAAGCGCUCCGAAAGGUGACGUACGGCCGGUCGAACACGGGCAGAACGAUGGAGAUCAAAUUUGCCUCCGGGAAGAUGACGCACCAUCAGGCGAUUGAUAACGGAAUGGCGUUGCUUGAGUCACUGAAGACAGACUAUCCGGGCGGUUGGCUGAACGUGGGUUCAAUCUACGUGACGACAACGACGGACAACAAACAAUCGUUGUUGCUGUACAUGAGCGUGAUCAAUCCGAAUCUGGUGCCUGUGCCGAAAAUGGUCGGACCGCGUCAAAAGUUUGUUGACCAGCAAAAUGAAAAGCUGAUGAAACUCACCGGCGGACGGCUGAUGAUUGUCGAUGGUGCAGUGCGCAAGGCGAAGAAUGCAAAUUUGGACACUAGUGUCGUUGACGAUAUAAUGAGUAAGACUAGCGAAAAGAACAAGGAUAAAAAGCAGAAAGAAAGCAAACCUGGCAAGAGGAAAUCGGAGGAAGACUCCGAUGAGGAAAGCGAGCAGGACACUGAUGACGAUAAUAUGCUGGAUGAUGAGGCCGUAGAAGAUGAAACGAUGGAUGAUGAGGAGAGCGACGGUGAGGAGUUAUUGGAUGAUGAUUUGAUCCAGGAAGAUAACGAGACGGAUGAUGAAAUGGAAUAAAUAUAAAGUACUAUAUUU